Molecule: messenger RNA, 2586 nt
Organism: Oncorhynchus gorbuscha (pink salmon)
Lineage: Eukaryota; Metazoa; Chordata; Actinopteri; Salmoniformes; Salmonidae
Product: GTPase IMAP family member 7
Exons: 4
Coding region: 448-1920 (490 amino acids)
Molecular function (GO): GTP binding
Source: RefSeq, a predicted model, not a curated record
AAGGAGAAGGUGGAAGAACAAGCGAGGGGGAGAGAGAGGGAACUGAAGGAGAAGGUGGAAGAACAAGCGAGGGGGAGAGAGAGGGAACUGAAGGAGAAGGUGGAAGAACAAGCGAGGGGGAGAGAGAGAGAACUGAAGGAGAAGGUGGAAGAACAAGCGAGGGGGAGAGAGAGGGAACUGAAGGAGAAGGUGGAAGAACAAGCGAGGGGGAGAGAGAGGGAACUGAAGGAGAAGGUGGAAGAACAAGCGAGGGGGAGAGAGAGGGAAUUGAAGGAGAAGGUGGAAGAACAAGCGAGGGGGAGAGAGAGGGAACUGGAAUCUAGACACGUCACCAACACAGAGACACGCAGAUAUUGGGGAAACAAGAAAAGAGAGGUUACACCUAACUCUGCUAUAGAGAGGAGAAGAGAGGAAGAGAGGGAAGAGAUCAAGAGGAGAAGGGAAGAGAUGGAGAGGAAAAGAGAAGAAGAGAUUGAGAGGAGAAGAAGGGAAGAGGGGGAAGAUAUGGAAGAGAAAGUGACUGUGAAACCUUUGGUUAACUGUCUUCAAUCAACACCAGCACAACAGCAGCAGCCAAAAAAGCCCCAGAAUGGUGGUCCAGCGCUGUUCACAAGGAUCCCUAGUUUCCAUCUGACUGAAGAGGGCGCUAUACUCUCACAGCUGUCCGAAAUCGACGCAAAACCAGCCCAGAAAGUUGUUAAUAACUUCUGCCACAGAAUCAACAGCAUUGGAGAGAAGACAACCACCUCCUCCUCCUCCUACACCUCCUCCUCCUCCUCCUCCUCCUCCCAGUCAGAGUUGCGUGUGGUUCUGCUGGGUAGGUCAGGGUCAGGGAAGAGUGCAGCAGGUAAUAUCAUACUGGGGCGGGAGGAGUUUGUGUCUCGACCAGACAUUACCACAGCCGUCACUCAGGACUGUCAGAAGAGCAGGGCCCUCGUUGCCGGGAGACGGGUGGCAGUGGUGGACACUCCAGACUGGUUCCGCUCCGAGCACCCUCCCGAUGUGGUCCGUUCCCAGCUGUCGUCCUGUGUGGCCCUCUCGGCCCCUGGCCCCCACGCCUUCAUCCUCUGUGUCCCCGUAGACCAACCAGCCCAGGCAGAGCUACAGGCUCUAGGGGCCCUAGAGAAAGUCUUUGGUCCCGGGGCGGUCCGGACCCACACCCUGGUCCUCUUCACUCACUCCGAUCGGUUGAAGGAGAGCGGGAAAGUGGGAGUGGAAGGAGUGGAGAAGUAUAUCUCCAGCCAGAGGAGAGAUUUGUUAGAGUUGGUUAAACGAUGUGGGGAUCGGUAUCAUGUGAUGGAGAGAGGGAGCGGAGGAGAAGAGGAGGAGGAGAGGAAGAGGAGGAGUGUGGGGGAGUUAUUGGAGAAGGUGGAGCAGACGGUGAGAGAGGGAGGAGGAGAGUGUUUCUCCUGUCCGCUCUUCCAGGAGGCGGAGGAUAGGGUGAGACAGAGACAGGAGGAGAUAGUGAGGGAGAGGAGGGGAAGAGGAGAGGAGGUGAAGAGACAAGCGCUUCAUUCCUACUCCAUGCAGCCCUUGAGAGAGACAGAGGAAGAUGAGGAGGAGAACGAGAGAACGAGAGAGGAGGCGGAGAAGAGUGUGAGCGCCCUGGAAUUGGAAAAUCUUCCCUCGCUCUCGUCCUCUCCUGCAUGGUAUUCGUCGCUCCUUCGCUCGGUGUGGGAGAAGGUGGGGGCGGGAGCGAGUAAGGUCCCCAAGCUGACGGCUGGAGGUGCGCUGCUGGGUGGGGUGGUGGGCGUGUUCUUUGGAGGGCCCAUAGGGGGAGCUAUAGGGGCCACUGCUGGAUCUGUGGUCACUGAGGUGGGGAGAAGGAGGUUUAGCCAGACAAAGAACUCAGCAGAAGAGACAGAUGCCACAGGGAGAAUAGAAGGUGAAAUCUUGGACAAGGUGUUGAAAACAGAGUGAGAGAGUCAGAUCCGCACACGUUGAUAUGGAUGUACAGUACAGCAUGUUAUGAGAGAUUAUUUGAUAGGUUUCUACCUAUGAUAUAUAUCCACCUGUGACCGCGCAGACGUUGUAUAUAUCUGUGAUUAUAAACUGGGUUGGUCGAGCCCUGAAUGAUGAUUGGCUGACAGCCGUGGUAUAUGACAAACAUUUAUUUUUACUGCUCUAAUUACGUUGGUAACCAGUUGAUAAUAGCAAUAAGGCACCUUGGGGGUUUGUGAUAUAUGGCCAAUAUACCAGGGCUAUAUACCACGUUGCGUCGUGCCUAAGAACAGCCCUUAGCCGUGGUAUAUUUUCCAUAUACCACACCCCCUCGGGCCUUAUUGCUUGAACAUAAUGUUGGUAAUAUUGUAUAUCUGUGAACAUAAUGUUGGUAACAUUGUACAACAUAUACUGGUGUGUAAGUUGUUUUGCAGCAAAUACCGGUUCUCAUUGACUAAUUCAAUGUUUUGUUGUAUUUCUUUUCCAGCUAUUACAACUAUGACUUGUUAAAUAACUCACAUGUGCUACGUCAUUAUUAUUCAAAUUACAUUCAACAUGGUUUCUUUAAAUGUUAAACUACUAUUGUGCAUAUAGUUAAUCCGUUUAUUAAUGCUAAUAAAACACAUUGCAUGAUAAUAUCAUUCA